Molecule: messenger RNA, 992 nt
Organism: Mercurialis annua (annual mercury)
Lineage: Eukaryota; Viridiplantae; Streptophyta; Magnoliopsida; Malpighiales; Euphorbiaceae
Product: F-box protein At4g09920-like
Exons: 3
Coding region: 273-770 (165 amino acids)
Molecular function (GO): protein binding
Source: RefSeq, a predicted model, not a curated record
AGCUCUCUUCUUUGAGCAUCUCUGCCCCCAUGCUCCAGAGCUUGGUAAUUAUCGAGAAUACAUUCUUUGGAUUUGUUGGAUCAAAUCCAAGCAAUGCAGAUGGUUGUCAAGUUGCAAUUUUUGGAACUAAUAACUUGAAGUCCUUUACUUAUUAUGGUGAUCUAGAAAAUGACUAAUGUAUUUAUAACUCACCCGCUAUAGAAAAUGCACACCUAGAUGUUGCUUACAAUGGCGGAAGAGGAAAUCUUUUUGCCCAUAAAGCAUAUAAACUCAUGAAUGGACUUGCUAAUGCUGAGAAACUAUUUCUUAAAGAUGAAAUCAUGAUGGUUCUCUCUGAUGCAGAAGAACUCCUUCCCCAUUUACCUAUGUUCCAGCGUUUAGUUUAUUUGCGGUUGAAAAUUCCAUCAGUGAAUUUAGAUUGUAAACCUCUAUUGAAGUUGCUGCGAUGCUCUCAUCAUCUCAAAACCCUUGAUUUCUGCGAGGGAAUAAGUCUUCUCUCAGAUUUCUCGGAAAAUGACAAUCUAAUGAACCCAGCACCAUGUUGUUUAUUGAAUGAGGUGAAGAGCAUUAAGAUUGAAAAGUUUUCUGGAAAUAAGAAAGCAUUGCAGGCAGUGGAGUUUCUGUUGAAGAAUGCAUUAGUGUUGAAAAAUAUGACCAUUAUUUGCAUUGCGAAUUCAGGGCGCCUGCAUGGGAAGGUGACCAAACUGUCAAAGAGAUUUCCAAAAGGGUCUGAAAGUUGUAAGGUAAUUGUUCAUUCGUCAGUCCUCUAACGGUAGCACUUUAUCCUAUCUGAUAGGUAUGUAGGAAUGGUAGAAUAAACUCUCAUUUCAGAAACAGAACCAUUUUGAGGCUGAUAUGCCUGGCUUUGCUUGUAGAUUUUAUCACUAACAUGGUAGCCUUCUUUUGCUAAGACCUCUCUUCUUGUUAAGAGAAGCCAAUCAAUAUUGUAUAGUUUAGUUUCUGUUUAUGAUAUCAUGGCGCCAUUCUCUUCA